Protomyces lactucae-debilis is the source of this 1296-nucleotide messenger RNA. RefSeq lists its product as uncharacterized. Gene Ontology annotation, biological process: tubulin complex assembly; post-chaperonin tubulin folding pathway; microtubule cytoskeleton organization. The annotation marks the transcript as partial. Gene Ontology annotation, molecular function: GTPase activator activity; beta-tubulin binding. Lineage: Eukaryota; Fungi; Ascomycota; Taphrinomycetes; Taphrinales; Protomycetaceae. The record is from RefSeq and is a predicted model, not a curated record. The transcript has 3 exons.
GACCGACACCACCACUUCAGCUGGCUCAUGGAAGCGAAUGUCCUCUUAUUUGCUUCAUAUCUGCAUGACUCUCUCGCUCAAGAAUGUUUCAAUGGACUGGAUGCCCAGCUGACCAAACUUGAUGCUGUUCAAGAGCAGCCACAGCUGAUCGACCCUCAUGUCCAGGGGCUGCUUGAUCCCAUCACCGCUCAUCUCGUCCAGAGCCUAUUGAAGCCUAUGCCUACAUUCGUACAGGACCUGUAUCGCAUUGUCUAUCAUCUUUGCAAGCUUCGUGGUGCCAAAGUCAUUGUCAAGCUGCUCCCAAAUCACGUACACCUCCUCAAUCCGGUGCUCGACACUUUGCAGACUCAGGCGCCAGAUACAACUGAGUGGCACAAUGGUGGUGUGGCCCUGCGUAUACUUACGCUGGCACAAACAUACCUUGGAGCAAGCAAUAUUUUGCAAGCGCACAUUCACCCUGCCUUGAAUGCGUUGAGGCAAAUCGAAUCUGAUGAUUUCAAUAGCAACACGUUGCUUCGCAAAUUACGAAUGAAGCUUUCUCAACGACUUGCAUUGACUAUGCUCAAACCAAGCAGGGCCGCAUGGCGAUACAAGAAUGAUCCAAAAAGCUAUGGUGUUGGGAACAUUUCAACGGAUCAGGAACCCGAUGAACCAUCGCAGGCAGUAGAGGAAGUGGUAGGCGUUCUCUUGGAGGGCAUUCAAGACCGCGACACGGUUGUUCGCUAUUCUGCCGCAAAGGGUAUCGGCAGAGUUACCAGUCGUCUACCGCGGGAAUUUGCUGAAGAAAUUGUCGGCGCGAUACAAGGCUUGAUGGAACAUCAAACGCAUACAGAGUCUGGUCUUCUCAAGCUGAAUGAAGAAGCAAGCGAUGCUACAUGGCAGGGGUGCUGCUUGGCUAUUGCUGAACUCUGUCGGCACGGCGCACUACUACCUGAAGCUUUGCAUCAAGCGAUGCCAAUUGUCAUUCUUGCACUACAAUUUGACAUUCGCAAAGGCUCGCACUCGAUUGGCACCGUUGUCCGAGAUGCAGCUUGCUACCUCCUUUGGUCAGUUCUGCGAUGCUAUACAAGUCAAGUGCUACGACCGCUUGCGCACCAAAUUGCCUCCACGCUCAUUGUCGUCGCCCUCUUUGAUCGAGAGAUUAGCGUUCGUCGUGCAGCAAGUGCCGCAUACCAAGAAGGCGUGGGUCGUCAUGCUGAAGGUCUUUUUCCUGAUGGUAUUGCAGUCUUGACACUCGCAGACUUUCAAAGCGUAGGACAGCGUCAAAAUGCUUUUAUGAAUGUUGCACCGAAAAUC